Prosopis cineraria is the source of this 1983-nucleotide messenger RNA. RefSeq names its product UDP-glycosyltransferase 89A2-like. The record is from RefSeq and is a predicted model, not a curated record. Gene Ontology annotation, molecular function: UDP-glycosyltransferase activity. NCBI's taxonomy places the organism in Eukaryota, Viridiplantae, Streptophyta, Magnoliopsida, Fabales, Fabaceae.
ACUAGAAAUAAGAGCCCAUUGAAGCAUAUGAACCAACAAUGAAGCCUAAUAUCACUAACCGACAAUCACAUACUAGAGUCAGAGUAUGAUGUCAGCACGAUGAUGUCGCCAAAACACAACCAUGUUAAAGUCGUCAUCCAGCUAUUCUGUCAGCCAUUCAAAUUUCAACCUCCUUUUUCCCAUUCAUCGUAUUUCCUCUCGUUUUUAUUUUUUAAAUAUGUAUUUGGCCAAUUAUCGUUGUUUCCACGUUCAAGUCAACAUUCUCCGACGGCUUUCUCCAUCCUAGUUUCUCCCAUCGUCGGCGAGAGAAGCCAUGUCUAAACCUCACGUACUGGUCUUCCCGUACCCAGCGCAAGGCCACGUCCUCGCCCUCCUCGAUUUGACCCAUCAGCUUGUUCUUCGAGGUUUAUCCAUCACCCUCCUCGUCACUCCCAAAAACUAUCCCUUCUCCGCCCUCUCUCCUGCCCAUGCUGCCGCCGUUCAGACCCUUGUACUUCCUUUCCCUUCACAUCCCAAAAUCCCUCCUGGCGUCGAAAACAUCAGAGAACUCGGCAACGCCGGAAAUUACUCCAUGAUGAACGCUCUCUCCCAGCUUCAUGACCCAAUAAUCCAGUGGUUCAAGUCCCACCCCUCACCUCCUGUGGCCAUCAUCUCCGACUUCUUCCUCGGCUGGACUCUCAGUCUUUCCGAUCAUUUGGGAAUUCCCAGAAUCGCGUUUUACUCUGUGAGUGCUCUCCUGGCCUUGAUUUGCAACUCUUGCUGGGAAAAUACGCAGGCUGUUUGGGGUCAGGGAGUGAUCGAGUUCUCUGACAUGCCCGGAACGCCGUUGUUCAAGGCGGAGCAUCUUCCUUCUAUCGUUCGCAAUUACAAGGAAUCUGAUCCUGAUUCGGAGUUUGUGAAGGAGAGUUCUCUGGCGAAUAUCGUGAGCUGGGGUUGUAUUUUCAAUAGCUUCCGAGCUCUUGAGGGUCAGUAUUUGGAUUAUUUGAGACAACCGUUGAAGCAUCCUCGGGUCUUUGUGGUCGGUCCAUUGAGCUUGAUCGGACCCGACGAUGGCGGAGAUCAAGCUAACCAGUAUCCAGAAGGACACUCCGAUUUGUUCAACUGGCUCGACGGGUGCCCCGACGGGUCUGUGUUAUAUGUGUGCUUUGGGAGUCAGAAGUUCCUCAAACGAGAACAAAUGGCGGCUUUGGCAGCCGGGUUGGAACGAUCCGAGACCCGAUUCAUUUGGGUCGUGAAAUCGGGCACGCCACAACAGGUGGAGGAAGGAUACGGCGUCGUUCCAUACGAGUUUGAGGAUCGGGUUUCCGGGCGGGGCUUUGUGAUAAGAAGUUGGGUGCCACAGGUGCAGAUACUGAAUCACAGAGCUGUGGGAGGGUUUCUGAGUCACUGCGGGUGGAACUCGGUGUUGGAGGCCAUAGUUGCCGGAGUCAUGAUUCUUGGAUGGCCCAUGGAGGCUGACCAGUUCUUGAAUGCCAAGCUCCUGGUGGAUGACGAGGGCGUCGCCGUCAGGGUGUGCGAGGGGGCGGAUUCAGUGCCCGACCGGGAAGAGUUGGGUCGGAUUGUAGCAAGAUCAAUGAGAUCAGAUUGCCCAGAAAAAGAAAGAGCUAAAGCGCUAAGAGACGAAGCUCAUAACAGUAUAAGUCGGCAGGGAAAUUCUUGGAAAGAGUUGGACGAGUUAGUGGAAGCAAUAACCCAACUUGAUGCACGAAAGUGUGAUACUUAGUUAAGAAUCUCACAUGCACACAUAUUGUGAGCUUGCGGGGCAGUAAAGGUGUAUUGAAGACCAGAAGAUAAGUGCUACGGAGGCAUGGGUUUCAAAUAAGUUAGCCCUCACGGUCAAACAGCAACAUGAUGCUGUUAUUAUAGGAUGGGGUCUUUUUAUUAUUAUUAUUUUUUUUUACAUGUAGACCUCGUUGAAAUAACCUUUCAACUAAAUUAUGAUAUACACAAGAAAUAAUAUUCGAAUUAUUUAAUUGAUGAAAA